AUGAGUUGCGAAGCGGUGCCGAGCACAAGCAACGGGGGAGCACAAUGCCAGGAAUGCGGACGGAUUCUCAAAUCGGAGGAGCAUCUGAGGAGGCACGAGAAAACACACGACGAGACGAGCAGGUUCGUAUUUCCUCAGAUCUUCCCAUUUUCAAAAUAAUCUUCAGGAACCAAGAAUGCUCAAAUUGCGAUAAGAAGUUUCAUAGCGCAGAAUUGCUCCGAAAACAUCAAAUUGUGCACAAUAUACCGAAGUAGGUGACGUUCUGAACAAGAAACUCUUAAGAAUCGGAAUCCAGAAAAUCGAUAGAAUGCGAAAAGUGCGGGAAGAAAUACAGUUCGAAGACGGCUCUCUCGAAGCACGUGCGGGCCCACGACUCCAACAAACGGUUUGUCCGAUUGUUUAUGACAUUUUACGUACUUUAUCAUCAGGUUCGCAUGCCCAGUUUGUCUUGCUUCAUUCGACCUUAGCGAUCCGUUCAAGGUACUUUCAGUCUUUCUAUUCAUGUGCUUAUGUGUUCCACUUUCUCUCAUUCGCAGAUUCACUUGCGGAAACACGAUAACCUGAAGCCGUUCAUCUGCAGUUACUGCUUCAAACACUUUCAAUCUAGAUCUGUAUGUCGGAGACACGUUCAGCUAAUGCACGAGAACCAGAAAAGAACGGGUGAUGCAGAAUAA
Caenorhabditis sp. 36 PRJEB53466 is the source of this 674-nucleotide messenger RNA. Lineage: Eukaryota; Metazoa; Nematoda; Chromadorea; Rhabditida; Rhabditidae. The record is from the annotation of a GenBank genome assembly.